This is a messenger RNA of Anthonomus grandis grandis, 3576 nucleotides long. RefSeq lists its product as uncharacterized. The transcript has 4 exons. The record is from RefSeq and is a predicted model, not a curated record. Bases 108 to 1586 code for a protein of 492 amino acids. NCBI's taxonomy places the organism in Eukaryota, Metazoa, Arthropoda, Insecta, Coleoptera, Curculionidae.
GUUUACAUUACAUCAACAUUUUUAUAAACAAAACUGACAAUAAUUAAUAUCAUUGGUAUAUAUAUAUAUAAUUUAUAAGUUACUACUUAGGUCAACUCUGCUGUUUGAUGAAGUGCGUUGAAGAGGGAUUCAGAAUAAGAAGUACUUACUUUUAUAAAAAGGAUAUUUUUUCCCUUGAACUUGCCUACAUGAAAAUACCCUAUAAGAUUAUGAAUAUGUGGACAAGUGCAAUACUAAUAAUUUUCUCAGCAGCACUCAUCAGUGGUGCUGCAAUUGAGAAGCAAAAUGAAGCAGUAUCAAUGUUUGAUGUCAUAAAAGAAAAAUGUCCACAAUUAAACAAAACAGAAUUGUUCCAUACCCUCAAUGACAUAUUCACCAAGCAAUGUGUUAAUUGGAUGGAAAUAUCAACCACAGAUUCCCUAAACAACUCAAGUAUUGAGCAGUGCUUACUCCUUUAUGAGAGCAUGAAUUAUUUUUGCAAGAGAUUAGAUCAACCUACUGGUCUUCAAUAUUCUGGUCUAAUUCCUACAAGUAAAGCAAUUUCUUUUUUUGAUAUUUCAACAAUCUGUAUGUCUAACAAUAGUCUAGCACAUCACUUAACCAAUAAAACUGAGCACAAUGUAUCCAAAAUUUUAGAACCAAUGAACUGCGUAUUAACCUGUGGUGGGCUUAAACAAAAUGAAGCUAUAACAUAUGAAAUAUGCAAAUAUGCAUAUUUUUUUGCAUCUUUUGAUAUGAACAAAUUUUUGGCUAAAGCUAAGAUGCAACAUAGUAUACUUACUAAUUCUGAGGCUAAUUCCAUUUCACAAGCAGACAUUUCAAAAGUUAAGACAAACCAAAAAAAUAAUACGAUGGGGUUUGCUAAUUUAACUGCUGUAAACAGUAACAUGACUCAAAUUUCUGAAUCACUUCCCACUCUUUCUCAACACACUUCUAAAGAGACAGUAUUAGAACAAACCAACAAACAAUCUGCCAAACCCCAAGAAAGUAAUCCGCCUAAGGUAAAUUCAGUUCUCCCAGGUGCUGCAGUUAAGCCCAUUACUAAAAUUCCAGAAUCAGAUGUACCUGAUGCAAAUGCUAGAUUCCCAUCUCAGAUGCAAAACCCUAGCGUGAAGAAAGACAAUUCAUAUAAAAGCACCAAUGUGAUAGAUAUGAAUGAUAGGAAAGAUCAGGAUGAUGUAUUAGGGGAAGAAGGGUUUGCUGAUCAAGAAGAAGAUCAGGUAGAGGAAGACAAUGUAGUAAAGGGUGAGCAUGUAAUGAUUGUAGGAGGGCCGAAACAAAUAUUUAAGAAAGUGAAACCAAGUACAGUAGAGGAGGAAUCAGUAAAUCCAUAUAAUGCAAAUGAUUUGGAAGGAGACUCGAAUUUCUUCUCAUAUUUUUCACUCUUAAUGUGUCUUUGUGUGGUUGGAUAUGUGGGUUAUCAUAACAGACAAAAGAUUCUUGCUCUUAUUUUGGAAGGAAAAAGAAGCAAGAAAAUUGGACGAGCUAGAAGACCAAAUUCAGCUAAUUACCAUAAACUAGAUAGUAAUCUAGAGGAAGCUAUGUCUUCAUCUUGUGCAAAAAAUGCUAGCAAUGUAAUUUAUUAGUCUUGUAAAACAAACAAAUGCCAUAAAAAUGCACCAUCAUUAAAUAAUAAAGCAACCAUUGUCAUUGAAAUGUCAAGACUUUGUAAGAGGGCGGGACCAAAGUGUUUAAAAUAAUUACGAAUGGACUAAGUAUUUGCAACCACAAAUAAAUCGUGGGCAACUUAAUUCUAACGUUGAUUUAUAAAUCAAAAAAUCUUUAGUUAAUUUAUUAUUAUUAUUUUCACUUUAAUCCCCCUGAUAUGCAUUUUUUUCAAUAAAUUACAAAAAGUGGUUUUAUUUCAUUAAUACAGCAAAAUAUAAGUAGAAUCUGUAUUGUUUUGACGAAUUAAAAGUGUAUUUUAUUGGGUAUUACGUCACUUAAAACGUCAGUAAAAAUCAAUAUUAUCUCUAACGCUCAAAAAUUGAAAAGAAGAAGAAAAUAGACUUAUUCACCUAGUUAAACGAAGUAUGAACUUAAAUCUUUAACGAUACCUGUCAUUUUAAAUACAAUAAUUUACUUGAGGUAUAAUAGAUUUUUUACAUUACUCAGCUCCUGGGUAUAUAAAAAUAUAUUAUACGUCAAGUUAAUUAUUGAAAUUAAAUUAAAUAUAACGAAAGGUAUCGUUAAAUAUUUAAGUCCAUAUUUCUUUUAAAAAUGUGAAUAAGUCUAUUUUCUUCUUCUUUUCAAUUUUUAAGCGUGUGAAAUAGUAUUUUCUAAAUUGAUUUUUACUAUAAGUGACGUAAUACCCAAUAAAAUAAAUAACUCAGGUCAAAAUAUUUCGGACAAUAUUUCUUUUUCUUUGCAGUUUUUAUUAGCGAAUUAAUAAUAAUUAUUAACAUUAUCUGGAUAGCACAUAUCUCUUUAAAAUAGCAUUCUUUGAAUAUGUGGAAAUCUAUUUAAAUCAUAGAUAUAUGAUCAUAUAGAUAUUUCUAUUUAAAUAUAUAUAUAUAAAUGGGAGAUAAAACCGUUUACAUUUUCAAGCAAUCCAAAAAUCAUGACUUUUACUAAGCAACGAUGCCAUAGGCCCAUAGCUCCGCUGAUUUACCGAUUUCUACUAACAUGUGAGUCUCGCACGACUAUUUAUUUUCAAUUUACAGAAAACAGUCCGACAACGCUGUACUCUGUUGUCCGAGAGUUGUAUGUUUUAUUUCACACAAUAUUUUUUCAAUAUCAAUACCAGAAAACUGAAAAACUCUACAAGCAGCUUUAUUCCCUAUGUUUUUUUAAAUAUAAUUACAAAUUUUAAUUAAUGAAUAUUUUAAUAAUAUGAAAAAAAUUGAUAUAUUUUUUUUUAUUUUUAUAUUAUGUAUAGAGGUAAGAAAGUAACCUUCUUUUAAUAAAGCAGCCUUUCUAAAUAAUUUUUCAAUUUUUUAACUAUUAUUUAGUUUUAUUUAAAGCCAAGUUACGCCACUGGUCGAUUGAAAUAAUAGGCGACACGUGACAGCGCGAUGCGUUGUUGAACGAUUGAUGUUUCUUUUAUCUUCGUCUUUCUUAUGUUAGAUAUUGGAGCUUUUCUGUCUCUGAUCGUUAACAAGGCGAAUUUAUGAAUGUAAUGUUAUAUCUCCCGUUUUUAUAUAUCUAUGUUUUAAAUUAAUUGUAAUCAAACUUUAGAGGCUCUACCUUAAUUUUUCAGUGUAAAAUCUACAAUAAAUGCUAGCGUACUUAAAAAACCUUUAUCAUUUUAUUUUAAGUUGUGCUAAUUGUUGACAAAAUUCAUAUAAAUUUUGUAUAUAAUUUUCUACUUGUGAUACAUAUUUAUUAGCAAUUCUUGUGAAAAUGUUUAAUAAGCCAUUUAAUUUUAACACGUCUUAAUUUAGACACGUGUCCCUUUUUCUUUAUAACAGAGUACAUGUGGAAUCUAGGUGUGUCACACUUUGCUUUGUGACUAUUCUCUUGAAUUGUUAACGAUAUAAAUAAUUUUGUCUAGUGCAGACUGUUACAUUUCGUUGCAUAUGCGAUGUUAAAAUUCACUAAUGUUAGUUUUUCUAAUUAAAACAUUUUUGAGAAUAA